Messenger RNA from Tetrapisispora phaffii CBS 4417, 2379 nucleotides. It is a transcript of the gene ELP2, whose product is annotated as Elongator subunit ELP2. Gene Ontology annotation, biological process: tRNA wobble uridine modification. Lineage: Eukaryota; Fungi; Ascomycota; Saccharomycetes; Saccharomycetales; Saccharomycetaceae. The coding region runs from base 1 to 2379 and encodes 792 amino acids. The record is from RefSeq and is a predicted model, not a curated record. Gene Ontology annotation, cellular component: elongator holoenzyme complex. Gene Ontology annotation, molecular function: protein binding. The transcript has a single exon.
AUGGUUUCUGUAAAUUCUGAGGCUAUUUUUGUGGGAGCCAACAAACAAACUCAAGUUAGCGAUUACAAUAAGAAAAAGCAAACAUUAGCAUUCGGUGCAGGUAAUCAUAUUGCUUUAUGGAAUCCAACAAAUCCAGAGUUUAAUGGUGUACAUUGUACAUUAAAGGGACAUUGUUCAGAGGUUACAUGCGUUAAAUUUAUUCCAAACUCGGAAUACCUGGUAUCUGCUUCCGAAGAUUUCCAUGUCAAGAUUUGGAAGUUUUUGGAUAACAACGAUGUUGAAUGUGUACAAACUAUUACAGAACAUAAUAGUACAAUAGUUACGUUAUCGGUAUUGGAUAAUUUGAUUGCUAUCGGUUGUGCAGAUGGCUCUGUGUCGAUUUGGGUUAGAAAUUCAAAUUACACCAACGGCAACGAACAUUUUAAAUUUGGAUAUAAUUUAGAUGUUCAAAAGGGGGUUUAUCCAUUAACUUUGGCACUAUCUAAUAUAUCUGCGAAUAAAUAUUUAUUGGCUUUAGGCGGUACUUCUGUACAUAUAUUUGUGCAUUCUUUUUCCCUGGAGAAUGAUAUAAUCUUGAAUUGUCAUCAAGUUGCCAAAUUAGAAGGCCAUGAAGAUUGGGUAAAAUCUUUAGCAUUCCGUUAUCAGGAAACUCCAGGCGACUACUUCUUAGCAUCAGGUUCUCAAGAUAGAUACAUAAGAGUUUGGAGAAUAAGAACAAAUGAUUUAAUAGAUAAUUACGAUGAAGAUCAAACAAAAUUAACAUUAUUGAGUAAUAAACAAUAUAAAUUCCAGUACGAUCAAAAUCUAAAAGUUGCGAUAAAUUUUGAAGCAUUAAUAAUGGGCCAUGAUGAUUGGAUUUCUUCCUUACAAUGGCAUGAAUCUCGUUUAGAAUUAUUAGCAGCAACAGCAGAUACCUCCAUAAUGGUCUGGGCUCCUGAUGAGGCAUCUGGUAUUUGGGUUUGUGCCUCUAGAUUAGGUGAAAUAUCCUCAAAGGGUGCAUCGACUGCUACAGGAUCAACAGGUGGUUUUUGGUCAUGUGUUUGGUUCUCUAACAAUGACGUCGACUAUAUAUUAACCAACGGUAAAACAGGUUCAUGGAGAGUAUGGGAAACCAAAGAUAGAACUUUUUGGCAUCCCUCACUUGGUAUAUCUGGACCUGCAAUGGAAGCUACGGAUCUUUCUUGGUCUUCAAACGGUGAUUAUUUACUUGCUACAUCUCUUGAUCAAACAACAAGAUUGUUUGCUCCAUGGAAGUUGGAUAACAAUAAUGUUGAAAGAAAAGUAAAAACAUGGCAUGAAUUUUCAAGACCACAAAUUCAUGGUUAUGAUAUGGUUUGUGUUGAACCUAUCUCUGAAACUAGAUUUGUCAGCGGCGGUGAUGAAAAAAUUCUAAGAUCAUUUGACUUACCAAAGGGUGUAUCGGAUAUUAUUACGAAAUUUGUGGAUAUCAAAUUUACGUCAGAAUCUAAUAUGCCUGAAGCUGCAUCUAUUCCAGCUUUAGGGUUAUCUAACAAGGCUACAACAGAUGACAAUCUUGACGAAAAUGAAGAACAAGAUAAUAAUGAAAGAGAAACUAAUGACAAUAAAAAUAUAUCAUAUGAUCUAGUUUCAGCCCUAGUCACACCCCCACUAGAAGAUCAGUUACAAAGACAUUUACUAUGGCCGGAAAUUGAGAAAUUAUACGGCCAUGGUUACGAAAUUACUAGUGUUGCAGUCUCUUCAGAUCAGCAAUUGAUUGCCUCUUCAUGUAGAUCUAAUAAUAGACAACAUGCUGUUAUUCGUAUGUUUGAUGCAAACACAUGGUUAGAGAUUAAACCGCCUCUAUCAUUUCAUGAUUUAACUAUUACAAGAUUGCAAUUUUCUCAUGACUGUAAGUAUUUAUUAAGUGUUAGUAGAGAUAGAAAACUUGCUGUAUGGGAAAGAAAUUUAGAAAAUAAUGAAUUCACCUUGAAAUAUGAGAAAGAGAAACCACACACUAGGAUUAUUUGGGACUGUGUUUGGGUUCCAAAGGAAUUUGGAAAUUCUUUUAUUACAUGUUCCAGAGACAAAACAAUUAAAAUAUGGGAUUUCAAAAAUGAUGAUUAUGAGUUAAUCAAUUCACAAAAAUUUGAAACUGCGGUUACUGCAGUAGCAGUACAUCAAAGGGUUGUUGAUAGUAAAAUAUUUAUUGCAGCAGGUUUGGAAAAUGGUGACAUUUUCUUGUAUUCCUAUGGUUUAGAAGGUUUUGUUGAAAUUUUGAAACUUGAAAAUAAAAUUACUCCAGGUGAUAGAAUAAACCGUUUAAGAUGGUCUUCUUCUUCACUAAAUAAUAAAAGUCUGUUAGCUUCUGCUAGCGUUGAUCAUUCAGUGCGUGUAUAUUCUUUUGACUUAUUUAAUUAA